Messenger RNA from Cyclocybe aegerita, 507 nucleotides. The record is from the annotation of a GenBank genome assembly. Lineage: Eukaryota; Fungi; Basidiomycota; Agaricomycetes; Agaricales; Hemipholiotaceae.
AUGAUAAGCCCUGAUGGGAUUGACCUCAUCACGAAUUACCUGGCCGCCCAUCCUGAGGGCGUCCUGCCGACGGGACUCUCCUUUACGCCCUCGACCAGCGAGUAUGAAAAAAAGGAGGACGAUCCCGGAUACUGGUCAAACCUGAAAGAAAUCAAAAGGUGCAAGCAAUUCGUUGAAAUGACGGGCGAACCUGGAGACGUGGUCCUCAUGCACCCAUUGAUGCUGCACUCUGCCUCGAAGAACUGCUUGCGCAUUCCAAGGGUUAUAACCAACCCGCCUGUAUCACUCAAGGAACCAUUUAACUUCAACAGAGACGACCCUGCUGACUACAGUAUUGUCGAGAGGAAGACGUUGAGGGCGUUGGGUGUCGAGAGGUUCCCCUUCAAAAUUACGACGGAGAGAAGGAGGAUUGUGCCUGCCCGUAUUGCAAUACAGCAGAAGAUGAUGGAAGAAGAGAAGAAGAGACUUGGGAAUUUAAAGGAAGGUGGUGCAGCCAAUGCCCUGUAA